Radiomyces spectabilis is the source of this 2034-nucleotide messenger RNA. RefSeq names its product sulfate adenylyltransferase. Lineage: Eukaryota; Fungi; Mucoromycota; Mucoromycetes; Mucorales; Radiomycetaceae. Gene Ontology annotation, cellular component: cytoplasm. The record is from RefSeq and is a predicted model, not a curated record. The coding region runs from base 166 to 1890 and encodes 574 amino acids. Gene Ontology annotation, biological process: sulfur amino acid metabolic process. The transcript is spliced from 3 exons. Gene Ontology annotation, molecular function: adenylylsulfate kinase activity; ATP binding; sulfate adenylyltransferase (ATP) activity.
GUCAUACAUUUAUAGUGUGUGCGGGAAUUCCAUUGGCCUAUUUCCCAAUUGCGCCAUCGUCCCUGAGUAUAUACACCAUCUUAAUCGUAUAUAUAUGUACCAUCUCACUAUUUAAUUUUAUCUCAUCUUUUCCUUGCUUCUUUUACUCCACAUUUUCUUUAUAUCAUGGCUAAUACUCCUCACGGUGGUGUGCUCAAGGAUCUCUAUAUCCGUGAUGCCCCUAAGCAAGCUGAGCUUCGUAAGGAGAUUGAAUCUCUCCCCUCGCUUGUCUUGACAGAUCGUCAGCUUUGCGAUCUUGAACUUAUCCUCAACGGUGGUUUCUCUCCUUUGGAAGGUUUCUUGACUCAAAAGGACUAUGAUAGUGUCGUCGAGAAUAUGCGUUUGAGCAACGGAUUGUUGUGGCCUAUGCCUAUCACACUGGAUGUGAGCAAGGCCGAGGUUGACGAGCUUCAGAUCCAGGCCAACCGUCGCAUUGUAUUGAUUGAUUCCCGGGAUUACGAGCCUUUGGCUAUUCUCACCGUCGCUGAUGUGUAUCAGCCCGACAAGGCCAAGGAAGCUACCAACGUUUUUGGUGCCAACGACUUGGCUCAUCCUGCCGUUCAGUAUUUGCACAACACUGCUAAGGACUAUUAUGUCGGUGGUUCUCUCGAAGCCAUUCAGCCUCCUGCUCACUAUGACUACGUUGCCAACCGAUUCUCUCCCAGCGAACUUCGUGCUCACUUCAAGAAGCUUCAGUGGACUCGCGUGGUCGCUUUCCAGACCCGUAACCCUAUGCAUCGUGCUCAUCGCGAAUUGACCGUGCGUGCUGCUCGCCAGCGCAAGGCACACUUGCUUAUCCAUCCUGUCGUUGGUUUGACCAAGCCCGGUGACAUUGAUCACUACACUCGUGUGCGUGUGUACAAGGCUUUGAUGCCCAAGUAUCCCAACGGUAUGGCCGAACUCAGUUUGUUGCCCUUGGCUAUGCGUAUGGGUGGCCCCCGUGAAGCCGUGUGGCAUGCUUUGAUUCGCAAGAACCACGGUGUGACUCAUUUCAUUGUGGGACGUGACCAUGCUGGUCCUGGUAAAAACUCCCAAGGCGUUGACUUUUACGGUCCGUACGAUGCUCAGGAGCUCGUUCGCAAGUACAAGGAUGAAAUCGGUAUUGAAAUGGUUCCCUUCCAGAUGGUCACCUACUGCCCCGAUACCGAUGAAUACAUGCCGGCCGAUGAAGUACCUGAGAACACCAAGACGUUGAACAUCAGUGGUACCGAGUUACGCCGUCGUCUCAAGACCGGUUUGAAUAUCCCUGAAUGGUUCUCGUACCCUGAGGUCGUCAAAGUGCUCCGUCAAUCCCACCCUCCUCGCAACAAGCAAGGUUUCACCAUCUUCUUCACUGGUUUACAUGCUUCCGGUAAGAACAGCAUCGCUCGUGCCUUGCAAGUAUCGCUCAACCAGGAAGGCUCUCGUUCGGUGUCUCUGUUGAUGGGUGAGAAUGUGCGUGCUGAACUUUCUUCGGAGCUUGGAUUUUCGAAGCGCGAUCGUGAUAUCAACAUUGCUCGUCAAGCGUUCGUGGCCGGCGAAUUAACACGUGCCGGCGCCGCUGCCAUUGUGGCUCCUAUCGCGCCUUACGAUGAAGCUCGCAAGAACGCACGCAAACAAAUCGAAAAGUAUGGUGGUUUCUACUUGGUCCACGUUGCGACACCUUUGGAAGAAUGUGAGAAGCGGGAUCGUGAUGGUGUGUACGAACGUGCACGCAAGGGAGAAGUCAAGGAAUUCACCGGUAUCGACGAUCCUUAUGAGGCUCCUCAGGAUGCUGACUUGGUCAUUGAUCUCACCAAGGAUUCAGUAUCCCAGGCUGUCCACGAAAUUGUCUUGUUGCUCGAAAAGGAUGGUUAUUUGGGUUCUAGAUAAAAUAGCAUCAUAAACAUCUCAUGAUUUUUUCCCUCUCUUGUAAUUCCUGCACAACAUCUUUUUUUUUCUUUUCACUUGUCAAUAGAACAUAUUACACCUCAUUAUUAGAAAUAAGACUUUUUUUAUAUGAAGUAACUGUGGAUG